AUGGGAGGCAAACUGAGCAAGAAGAAGAAGGGCUACAAUGUGAAUGACGAGAAGGUGAAAGACAAGGACAAGAAGGCUGAGGGGGCAGCUGCAGAGGAAGGGGAGGCUUCAAAAGAGAAUGAACAGAGCCAGCCAGCCACCACAGAGGCAGCUGAAGUGAAAGAGAACAGCAAGGAGGAGAAGGGUGAGAAGGAGGCUCAAAUGGCUGCCAACAAGACGGACGACAAAGAAGGAGAGAAAGGCAAAGCAGAAAGCCAGGAAGAAGCUAAGAAGUCAGAGCCUGAGAAGCAAGAGGUGGCGGCUGACACCAAGGUGGAGCCACCGAAGAACCACGAGCAGCAGGCACCCAAGAAAGAGGAGCCCAGCAGCGAAGCGCCCAAACCCUCAGACCCCAGCAGUGAUGCAAAAGCUUCCCAGCCUUCAGAAGUCACCACUAGUAAAGGAGAUGGCAAGAGCAAGGAGGAGGGGGAGGCCAAAAAGACUGAGGCUCCAGUUCCUGCAGCCCAAGAAACUAAAAGCGAAGUGGCUUCAGACUCAAAACCUAGCAGCAGCGAGGCUGCGCCUUCUUCCAAGGAGACCCCGGCAACAACAGAAGCACCUAGUUCAACUCCAAAGGCCUCAGAGCCGGCAGCCCCACCAGAGGAAGCGAAAACGUCUGAAACUCCGGCUACUCUUUCGGAUCAAACCAUAGCAGUGAAAGAUUAAAUUUGGACAGCCUAUUGGGGGGAAAAACCACUUAAAAACAACCUGUGUCUUUUUUUUUAAUUCUCUUCCCUCGCCAUCGGCCCAGCUCUGCUAACUUGUUUCAGGUCUGAGAUAUGAAAUACAUAUUGCCCGAGAAAAAUAAAAUAAAAUAAAAUAAUGGAUUGUCCCAUUCAGUUGUGAGGGAGGAAGAAGGCUGGGAGACUGGGGGUGGUGUUGGUGGUGGGUGGGUGGGAAAGGGGUGGGUGGGGGGGAAUCCAAAUAGUAUUUUUGUGGGGGAAAUAUCUAAUAUGCUUUCUGCCAAUUCUACAAAGUCCUGUAUUUCAAUCAGAUAUAGAAAGCAGAAGAAAAUCCCAGGGUCUGAAAGUACAGAACUUCUUUUGUUUUGAACCUAAACUGCUUUAAAAUGCACUCCACCAACGUAUUUGAUCUGUUCCUUUUUCUCUAAUAGGGGUUUGGGAAUAUUGAUAGAAGUGAUUCUGCUCUCUGGACCAGAGCCACAUAAAUCGGAUCUUUAUCAAAGCAGUAUUUCCUUUUUAAAAAAAAUUUACAACCUUUUAUUGUUUUGUAUUUUUUAUGCAGCGAAUGAAUGGCAACUUUCAGACAACCCCCCCUCCCCCCGUAGUUGUCCACAUUUUUUUCUUGAUGCCAAUCCUCCAAUUCUUCUUUCUCUCCAAAUAUUUUGGGAGUUUGAAAAAAAAUUUAAAAGCAUUCUUCAUCCUACUUAGCCUACCUAGAUUUCUCAUGACGAGUUUAAUGCAUGUCCGUGGUUGGGUGCACCUGUAGUUCUGUUUAUUGGUCAGUGAAAAUGAAAAAAAAAGUCUGCAUUCAUUGCAGUUCCAGUUUUUCUUCCAUUCUGUGUCACAGACACCAACACACCACUCAUUGGAAAAAAAAGACGAAAAAGCAAAAUGUACAAUGGAUGCAUUGAAAUUAUAUGUAAUUGUAUAAAUGGUGCAACAGUAAUAAAAGUUAAAUAAUUUAAAAACACCCAAA
Messenger RNA from Sphaerodactylus townsendi, 1698 nucleotides. It is a transcript of the gene BASP1, whose product is annotated as brain abundant membrane attached signal protein 1. Gene Ontology annotation, cellular component: nucleus; cytoplasm. Gene Ontology annotation, molecular function: transcription corepressor activity; transcription cis-regulatory region binding. Gene Ontology annotation, biological process: negative regulation of DNA-templated transcription. NCBI's taxonomy places the organism in Eukaryota, Metazoa, Chordata, Lepidosauria, Squamata, Sphaerodactylidae. The transcript has a single exon. Bases 1 to 705 code for a protein of 234 amino acids. The record is from RefSeq and is a predicted model, not a curated record.